CCAUUUGGUGUGCGCAAAAAGGAGUCAGAUGGCAGACUGUUUGACGCUCCUGCGACAGUAUAACCUGCAGAAGAAGGAGAUAGUGGAACGAGAUGGACUAAUCAUAUUCGACCAGACCGCUUGGCCCGGGAACGCCAAGACCAACUACCCCUCCUACAGGUCUGGGCAGGCGGGUCUGAAGGAGUACUACACUCUAGAGUCUCUGCUGUUUCUCCUGAAGAAUGUCAGUCUCUCUCACCCAAGCUACGUUGCCAAGGCUGGG
Messenger RNA from Geodia barretti, 262 nucleotides. The record is from the annotation of a GenBank genome assembly. Lineage: Eukaryota; Metazoa; Porifera; Demospongiae; Tetractinellida; Geodiidae.